This is a messenger RNA of Suillus clintonianus, 561 nucleotides long. RefSeq lists its product as uncharacterized. Bases 115 to 543 code for a protein of 142 amino acids. The transcript has 2 exons. The record is from RefSeq and is a predicted model, not a curated record. Lineage: Eukaryota; Fungi; Basidiomycota; Agaricomycetes; Boletales; Suillaceae.
GUUGAGGUCUGACGCGAGGGACAGGCGAGGACAGUACUUGACAUUAAAGCUUGCCCUAGCCUCCUGGUCCCAUACCCUGGUACCCCAUCCCGUGAGUAAUUUCUCGGAAUCGGAAUGACUAGAUUUGUGAGCUGUUCGGCUUUAAGCCUUCUCUUCUUGCUCGUUGACAUGCAAUAUUCAAGCCGAACAACGCUUUUUAGAAACAUCUUCGGUGACAAUGCGACCUUUGGAGCAGAUGACAAAUGUGGCCCCGAUGGUAUGCGUGUCAUGAGCGUUACUUAUGGGCUACCAGUCCGGUGCGCCGGUGGAGCACAUUCUAUCGACUCAAGUAGUAGUACUCUAUUAGAGUACUCGAGCUCCUGGGAGAAAGAGGCUGAAAGGGUGUAUCGUGAGGCGCCGCCGCCGUCGCCGCACCUCACUGCCUGGUGGUUGGGAAAAGAACCCUGGAGUAGACCGCGGUCCCCUGAAAUAUUUGAUAGAAGUGAGCAAGAAGUGAGUGGUAUCCUUGAAGAUAACAUGGCAGUAUUGAAUUUGCUAGGUUGACCAGUGGCAGAAAGUUCA